Messenger RNA from Parnassius mnemosyne (clouded apollo), 2670 nucleotides. NCBI's taxonomy places the organism in Eukaryota, Metazoa, Arthropoda, Insecta, Lepidoptera, Papilionidae. The record is from the annotation of a GenBank genome assembly.
AGGAUAAGGGCGACAAACAAGCACACAUUCCACCUGAUGGUAAGUGGUUGCUGUGGCCCAUAGACAUCUACAUUUAUCCUCGAUUAUGAAUAUCAAAAUGUAGAUGUGUUGUCACCCGUGAGGACUAAGAUGGAAUGCCUCGUUUCCAGUAAAAAGGGUCUCCGGUUCUCUACACUCACCAUACGAAACACAGCAGCAUUAAGCUGAUAUUUUACGCUGGUAUUCUGUGAGUGUGGUCCUUCCCCGGUCGAGCCGACCCAUUAGUGUUACAACUAUACCAAAAAUAUAACUGCAGCAUGGCUAUAUAAAGCGUAUAUAAAGAAUUUUUAUACGUGGUAGAGCCAUAGAGCUACAUAUCUAACUUAUAUUGAAGUUGGCUGUACAAAAUUUUUAAUUUUAAAUUAUUUUAACAAAUUGUGUAAUCUUGAUAAUUUCUGAUUCCACCACAAAAAUAUUGUUAGUUUAUGGUGCUAAAAUACCCCUAGCGAAGUUUUAUAACAAAGUAUCGCAUAUUUUAGAAAAUAAUGCAAAAAAAAUGUAGGAUUCGCCAGGUGUGUCACAGCCAUCUAACAAACAUUUUUAGAGAACUUACAAGGUAUUCAAUGUGUUAACUGAUGGUGUUUGCAUUGCUAAAUAGAUGUAAAAAAAACAAGUGUUGGGUAAGGAUUGUGCCAAAUGGAACUCUUAUAGUUUCUGCUUACCUCUCAAGGUGAUUGAUGGGCAAUAGAGCUUAUGUAUGUAUGCAAUCAACAAUUGAUAGGGAAGAAAGGUUCUUAAGAAGUGGCAGGCUAGUAAUGGUAAGUGCAGUGUUCGGCGACCCACAACUAGUUUAAGUGACCUGUUUGUGGGUACAUGCAGGGCUUCGACAUAUGCAGGUGGCUCAGGAUAGUGCAUUGUGGGAUUCAAUUGGGUAGGCCUACGUUAUGGUAUGGUAGUAAUGUAAUAUAUGAAAGUGAUGUCAUUCACCUUGAAUGAAUUUUUAUAUAUAAAAAAAAAGAUCUUAACCUGAUAAUUAUUAACACCCUUUCUUAUAAUUAUUAAUACUUGUUUAUCAUUACAUAUUGUGUUUCUAUUAUCAUUUAUUGAAAAAACAGAGCGAGUGAGCUAUGAAAAGGGUUAUGCUCGAUGUUUUACUGUGUAAUAAAUUUGGAAAUAAAUAUAUCCGCAGUAGAACCAAAGUAACCAGAAUAGCCAAACAGAUUAGUAAACUGAAGUGACAAUGGGCUGGCCAUAUAGCUUGAGGAAGUUACAACCAAUGGGGAAGAUAGGCUCUUGAGUGGCAUCCUCGCACCAGUAGGUUAAGGUUAGGGCAGCUCCCCACUAUAUGGAGUGACAACCUGGUAACACAUGCUGGAAAUCAAUGCAUGCAGGUGGCUUAGGAACAUGCCUUCUGGUAUCCCUUGAGGGAGGCAUAUGUUCAGCAGUGGACUUGUGAAGGGCUGUAAUGAUGAUGAGAGUGAGGGCAACUUUAAGCAUUUUUUAAAUUAAUCUCGAUUUCAUGAAUUAGAUUGUUAAUGGCUAACAACAACUCCCCUUAGAUGCUUAGGUUUACUUAAAUUAUAAAACAUAUAGUAUUUGAGUAUUGUACAAUGUAAUGUAAUAUAGCAACCAUUUAAUUAUCACAUUGAAUAAUUCUAAAGAAUACACACAACACACUGUACAGACAAGUAAUUAAAUCACAUAUUAAUUACAGCAAAAACGUGGACGUGGUCAACAUGGAGGUGACAAACAUGGUGCUGGUAAUAAGGGUUCAGGUCAACGGCAGAAUUAUAUGAGACUGGGUUACGAAACUGGAAACAACCCCUUUUAUCUUAGAAUUCCUCAUGAACCUUACUACAAAGGACAUCAGUAAGUUCAGUGAUGGUCUCGAUAUUUAUUUCUUAAAAAUGUUAUUCUAAUUGACCUACUUUUGUUUUUCUUUUAGUCACAGAAGACAAUAUCCACCUUUGUCACUAUUGGAACUACAAAGCUUAAUUGACAAAGAUCGAUUGGAUGUUACAAAACCAAUUGAUAUUGCUAGCAUUAUUAAAUCAGGGUUAUACAACAUGUUUCCCGAUCAAAAACAGUUUGGUAUACAUUUAACAGAUGAGGGGCUUGAUAUAUUUACGGCAAAAAUAAAUAUUGAAGUACAGUGGGCAAGUGAACAGGUGAUUGCUGCCAUUGAAAAAAACGGUGGAGUAAUUACAACUGCUUAUUAUGAUCCCCACAGCUUAUUUCUUUUAAAGAAUCCUAAAAAGUUCUUUGAAAGUGGACAAGCUAUUCCUAGGAGAAUGAUUCCUCCGCCUGAUGUUAUUGAAUAUUAUACUAAUCCUAAAACUAGAGGUUAUUUAGCUGAUCCAGAAAAGAUAUCACAUGAGAGAUUAAAAUUAGCACAAAAAUAUGGUUAUAAAUUACCAGAUUUAGAAAAUGACGCAUGUUAUAAUAUGUUGAUAGAAAGGAAAGAUCCUAGACAAAUUUUUUUUGGAUUGGAACCUGGAUGGGUCAUUAAUUUAAAAGAUAAAUGUAUCUUGAAGCCUAGAGAUGAAGAAUUACUUAGAUUUUAUUCUUCUUAGUAUGAACAAUUAUUGUAUUAAGGUAAUUUUGUAAAUGUAAUAAAUAAAAUAUUUAAAGCAAUAUCAAACCUUUUAUUGAAAUUAUUGCAAUACAUACAAAUAUUGUUUACAUAUAGUG